Neoarius graeffei (lesser salmon catfish) is the source of this 1929-nucleotide messenger RNA. It is a transcript of the gene trit1, whose product is annotated as tRNA isopentenyltransferase 1. Gene Ontology annotation, molecular function: tRNA dimethylallyltransferase activity; ATP binding. Lineage: Eukaryota; Metazoa; Chordata; Actinopteri; Siluriformes; Ariidae. The coding region runs from base 384 to 1457 and encodes 357 amino acids. The record is from RefSeq and is a predicted model, not a curated record. The transcript is spliced from 11 exons. Gene Ontology annotation, cellular component: mitochondrion. Gene Ontology annotation, biological process: tRNA modification.
GGUACUGGGAAGUCCAAACUAGCGAUCGAGAUCGGGAAAAGACUUCAAGGGGAAAUAAUAAGCGCCGAUUCCAUGCAGCCUGGCAGAGUAGAUCUGUUCCAGGGAUUGGAGAGGGGUGCCAAUGAUUUUAGAUGCAGUCCUGAUGAUCCGCUGUAGAUCUUUCCUCUCCUCUGAGGUGCAGCUGGAGAACCAUACUAUGCAUCAAUAGCUCAGAACACUUUGUAUGGUGCACUGGUAGAAGUUGGUGAGGAGCUUCUAUGAGAGCCCAGUUUUCCUCAGGGAUCGCAGGAAGAUGAGAUGCUAAGUCUGAUGAGGUUUAUAAAGGACUGGAUAUAAUCACUAAUAAAGUGACAGCAGAGGAGCAGGCACAGUGUCCCCAUCACAUGAUCAGCUUUGUGGACCCUCUGGAGAAUGGAACAGAAAGGGUUCAGUGUGUCUCCUCCACUCCAAAAGCUGAGUUAGAGAAACUGGGAGGUCCAGAACUUCACAAACGCCUGAUGGAUGUGGACCCUGACAUGGCGGCCAUGUUACACCCCAAUGAUGCACGUAAGAUUGCAAGGAGUCUUCAGGUUUUCCAGGAGACAGGAGUCAAGCACAGUCGUCUGCUGGAGGAGCAGAGAGAGCAAGCGGGGGCAGAUGGUCUUGGUGGUCCUCUGCGUUUCUCAAAUCCCUGCAUCUUCUGGCUCCACUCCAGCAUGGAUGCUUUAGAUGAGAGGCUGGAUAAGCGUGUGGAUGAGAUGCUGUCAUUAGGGCUGAUUAAAGAACUAAAAGAUUUCCACCAGCGCUUCAACGAGAAGAAAAUCCAAGACAACAGCCAGGACUACCAGCAUGGUAUCUUCCAGUCUAUUGGGUUUAAAGAAUUCCAUGAGUACCUCACUGCUGGAGGAGACAUCAGCCAGGAGGACCAUGAGAAGCUAAAAAGUAAAGGUAUUGAGGCCCUGAAGCAGGCAACACGGCGUUACGCUCGAAAGCAGAACAAAUGGGUUCGCAAUCGCUUCCUCAAAAGACCAGGUAGCAGUGUUCCACCUGUCUAUGGCUUAGACGUGACAGAUGUGUCCAUCUGGGAAGAAACGGUCCUCAUUCCUGCCCUAGACAUUCUGGACAGCUUUUGCAAGGGAGAACAGCCAUCUGUUGAGCCAAUCACAAUUGAGGGGGUGGGACCACGGAACAAGCGGAGCCACCACACAUGUGAACUGUGUGAUAAAGUAAUCAUCGGUGACCUGGAGUGGACAGCUCAUCUCAAGUCUAAAAGCCACUUGCAUCAUGUCCGGAAGAAGCGGAGAGCUGAGGAGACCUCUGAGCAUCAACAGGGUAUUGGGUCUGAAUUCUCUUCCAAAGCAAAGUGUCAGAGACAGGCAGGUACUACUCCUCACACACCAGGCUCUGAAUUGGGCGUACUCGAACCAGGAACACAGAGGAACCGUGAUAACGAAAGACAGAUUUCUGAGGAGUCCUAACCUGUGUGAAUGAGCGAAAGGAUUUUCAUUUUACAACUUGUGCCAACUGAUGCCUCAGGAGUACAGACCUGCAUGGACUGCAUUAGAGUGGCCUUGAAAACUACACAGAUUAUAUGAUCUUUUCUUUUUUUUCCCCUCUUUGUCUAGACUGAGCCAUUUCAGUCUAUUUUUGCCUGAAUUGAUACAAUAUCCACAUUGCUCUGAGUGAAAUCUCUGCGGGACAUCGUGGAAGUUCUAAUGGAAAUUGUUGUUGGAUGGAAAACCAUUUUUGAGUUUUUAGCUGGAAAAAAUAUCUGAGCUUUACAGAAUUGCACUCUAGCUUUUUUAAAUCUUUUGUCUGGCUUCACAAAGGCCCAGUAGACUUCUGUUUUCUUGCACAAAUGCUCGGUCCUGAUGUCAAGUUUAGUUUGAGUAUAUAAUGAACAUCACAUGGUACAUUUUAUAAUUAAAGUGCUUUGCUAUUUUAAUCCUA